AAACGUUUUGCGGGCGGGAGGAGGAGGAGGCGCCGACUGAAGCGGAAACAUGUCUGGCGGUUCCAGGAAUCCAAUUUGGUGAAAUGUGUAAUGGCUUGCUUGAUUAAAAAAGGCAGUGUCUACUCUCCGGAAUCAACUGUUUCUUGUCUUCUGGCAGAUUGUAGCCUUAGCAAUAGUAGUUGCUCCUUGAAAUCCCACAGUUCAAUUCAGUACAAGGACAGGCUCUAUAGGUCUGCAUCUCAAGCAUUGGAGGCCUAUAUUGAAGAUUUCGAUCUCAGCCUUGCGUCGCCAGAAGUAAGACCUGGGAAAAUAUGCAUUACGCAGAGUACUCGUAAAGACCUAAGGUCCUUGGAGGACAGUUUCAAGCGCAGAUAUGCUUUGGAGAAAUUUGAGCAGCAAGCCAUAUUAGGGUCAGUUGUGCCACAUCUGAGGAGAAAAAAUGCCUAUGAUGCAGAUAUGCUUAGUCUCACUACCGAUGAUCUUCUAGCAUUCCCUGCAGAUGGUUCUUUACCUUUUAUCCAUGCUGCUGCCUUAAGACCUGUUCCUCGAAAUAUCAACCGGAACAGGAAGUCGUUGACAGCAUCUGCUUCCCGUGCUCAUCAAGCUUCAUCCUUUGGCAAUGAAAAAGUAUCAAAUUUUCCUGAAAAUCCAGGUUCCCCUUCAUAUCAACGCUCUAGCAGAAAUGUGAACACACAACACACAUUUCACAGAUAUGACUCUGGGCAUUCUGUGAAGGACCACCUCAUGGGAGAAGACAACUCAGAGUCUGUAUUUCAUAAGAACUAUCCAAGGUGGCUUACAAGCCAGAAAUCUGACUUAAGUGUUUCAGGGAUAAGCAGCAUUCCCAAUUUCAAGUAUCCAAUCUGGCUGAAGAGUCAUAAUCUCUUGCCGGAGUCAAGCAAUGAAAGUUCUACCUGGGCACCAGGUGGAGAGGACGGUGCCACAUUUUUGGAAAAUAGCAAGACACUGAUGAGGAGUCAAAACGAUGUGGAAAGGUCAAACCAUCCUGGAUGUUCUGGACAUAACGAUUUGUUGGACCAAGAACAUGAGCACGAAGUUCAGAGAAACUGCCGCUAUGAUAUUUCAAGUGCCUAUUUCACACCUCAGGGCUUAAAACACAGGCAUUCAUUUACAGAUGAGGGUACUGAUCUACUACUUCAGAAGACAAGGAGGACUCGGGAGACUUCUGCUGACGAAUUAACCAAUGCGCUGAAAAAUGAUGGCAGCCCUUGUACAGUUGAUGUGUUAGAAGCAGAAAGAUCAUGGGAUAAUGUUCCUAUUGGUUUGAAAACUCCAGUACCUGUGUGUUGUGAGGAGGAGACCUUUCCACAAAACCCCAAAGCAGGCAUUGUUAAUGAAUUUUUGGAAGAUUGCUUAAAGAAUGUUGGGCAGUUCCAGGAGGACACAUUCUCUGGAGGGAAUCAUCAUGGCCCCGUGGAAGCUUUGAAGCUAAUGCUGUUUAAUCUUCAAGCAGUUCAGCACAGCUUUAACCAGAACAAAACUGCUGGACAAAAAGAGGAACUGAAGAAAACUUUUGUAGAUGAAGAUGUGGAAUUUAAACUGCAUGAUCAUGAUAUCAUCCCUGUAAAAAAGUCACUUCAGAGGGCUUUACAUCAUUUAUCUCGACUUAAAGGUCUGGUUGAUGAUACAAGUGGCAAAGACUAACCAAAAAACAGUUAUCAAGACAUGAAGCAUACAUUGUCAUAAAUCUGUGAACUGGGAGAAAUUCCUAGGGCAGUCUCUUAAUCAAGACCUGGACAUUCGUGGGAUAAAUACUUCUCAAACUAGAGCGUAUGCCUACCACUUCAGCUCAACUGUGGUUUGAUGGAUGUUCUCUAUUGAUUUUUUUUUUUUUUGACUUUUCAAAAACUUGCACAAGCUCAUUGAAUGGGCUGGUGGCACUGAGUGGAACUUGGGGCUCCCUCUUCUUCUCCACUCCCACAAGCAACUGACUUCAUCCAUGCUGUACGCCAUAAGAAGCCUUUGCAAGCCCCCUGCGUUCCGUGCAGCAUGAGCUGCUUGGCGAAAGCCAACUCUAAAACCCUGCUUGAAUUCUCAGGUUUCACCGUUCUCUAGCACAACAGAGACAAGGAUCCAAAGGAUUAAGUGUCACCCACAGGCUAUCAAAGCUAACCUUGGGAAUGCAGGAAAUCAAGAUCAUCAAACGAGAAAGUCACAACAGCCUUAUUGCAGAAAUUGCUUUUUGUUUGUCGAUUUACUGUGUUUACAAGGGUGGGAGGGUGAUCUUCAGAAUACAAGCUGCUUUCCUUGCACUUCUAAUCAUGCUUUGCAUCAUAGGAUUAAAUUUCAGCAUAGUGAAAAAUAUACCGGAGGUUUCUAGGGUGGCACAUUCUGGGAAACCAUAAUAGUCAAGCUGUGAUGUCUCCCGCUUUCUGCCUGGAAGUACUAUGCUAUAGGCUUGGGGAACUAUGGUGGAAUCCAGGAGUUUUCAUAGAAAUGUGUAUUACAGCUCUUGUUCUUGAGAAUGAGGGCAGUUAAAAAUGUAAGUUCUCACAAAAUAUACCCAUAUGAUGUAGCUCAAAUAUCUUUAAAAGUGCCUUUUCCCACAUAGGUUGGAAUAUCAUUUGUUGCUCCAAGACUGUUGGAAUAUUUUUUAAAAAUAUAUAACGAUUGAUGCUGCUGGUGUCA
Lacerta agilis (Sand lizard) is the source of this 2649-nucleotide messenger RNA. RefSeq names its product chromosome 11 C18orf54 homolog (gene C11H18orf54). The transcript is spliced from 8 exons. NCBI's taxonomy places the organism in Eukaryota, Metazoa, Chordata, Lepidosauria, Squamata, Lacertidae. Bases 91 to 1665 code for a protein of 524 amino acids. The record is from RefSeq and is a predicted model, not a curated record.